This is a messenger RNA of Phoenix dactylifera (date palm), 1859 nucleotides long. Lineage: Eukaryota; Viridiplantae; Streptophyta; Magnoliopsida; Arecales; Arecaceae. The record is from RefSeq and is a predicted model, not a curated record.
CCUCCCUCCCCUUGGAAUCUUGAUAAUAGAUAUCCUGCCAUCCUGGUCCACAGGCGUGUUCUCUAUGGCUUCCGUCUCCUUUCACGCCAUCUCCCUCUCCUACUCCCGUCGUCCCGGCCCCGCCGCUCGCCCCGCCCCGCUCUCCAAGCCGGCAGGCCUGCAGCGGAGCCUCGGUUCCCCUGCCGGCUCCCCUGGCGGCUGGAAUCUUGGGCCUCGGCGCCGGAAUCUCAGGGGAAUCCGGGCGGAAUCUGCGGAUAAGGGAGCGCUCGAACCCAUGGUUCCCCCUUAUAAUGUCCUCAUCACCGGCUCCACCAAAGGAAUUGGUUAUGCACUUGCUAAAGAAUUUCUAAAGGCGGGUGACAAUGUCAUAGUUUGCUCAAGAUCAGGUGAGCGUGUAGAAUUAGCAGUUCAACAGUUGAGCAGGAAUUUGGAGAGCAGCAUGUGUGGUAUCUACUGCACGGCUGCUUCUGUUCUUUUCUGUUUUGCCCUACCUUGGGAACUGUUUGUGAUGUUAGAGAAGGAAAGGAUGUCUAAGGCACUAGUUGCUUUCGCAAAACACUGGCAAUUGAUACAGAUUAACAAUGCUGGAUCAAAUGCAUACAAUUACAAACCACUGGCUGAAACUUCAGAUGAUGUUCUUAUGGAAAUUGUCACAACGAACACUCUUGGUUUGAUGAUAUGUUGCCGCGAGGCAAUAAAUAUGAUGCUCAACCAACCUCGAGGUGGCCACAUUUUUAACAUUGAUGGAGCUGGUUCAGAUGGAAGGCCGACCCCUCGAUUUGCUGCAUAUGGUGCAACCAAACGCAGUGUGGUGCACCUAACCAAAUCCCUACAGGCAGAGUUGCAGAUGCAUCAAGUGAAGAAUGUUAUGGUGCACAGCUUAUCGCCUGGCAUGGUCACAACCGAUCUUCUUAUGUCUGGGGCCACCACAAAACAAGCUAAAUUUUUCAUCAAUAUUUUGGCCGAGCCGCCUGAUGUGGUUGCAGAGUACCUCGUGCCAUGCAUCAGAUCGAUCCCCAGCAGUCAGUCUAUGAAGCCCACCUACAUUCGAUUUCUCACAGGCUUGAAAGCCUACUCCCAGAUAUUCUCUAGACUUGCUUUCGGUGCCAGAAGAAAUAGAUACCUCAUUGAAGACUGAGACUGUUGACAAAAAUCCUAGACCCUCGGAGGUAAUUUAGCAAUUCGCAUGCAGUGCUGCACAUCUGGAUGAUUCUUUGGUUAGACAAAUAAACCAGCUGUACAAGUCUAUGGAACUAUCGCCGUUGAGGACAGGAUGAUUUGGACAAUGGAGUUGUUUACUGGGAAUGUUAGAAGACACCAUCAUAGAGAAUGAUACGAGACUACGUCCUUGCUAAAAUACUGGCGAAGUUUGGAGGCUUGGGCAAUCAUAAUGCUUUCUGCUUUCCAUGAACUGAUGAACCAAUAAAGGGACUUACUAUUUGGUGUUGAACAGUGUAUAGCAUCAUUUCAGUGGAUGAGCACCUGAGUACCAUUGUGUUUCAUGUCCCACAUUCGUGGGUGCCUCUUUGGCUGAGAAUGCUAGAAUACGCUUGUUGCAUGCAACUGGAUCCAUGCUCCCUUAUUCCUCAUUUCAACGAGGGUUGCGGAGGGCAAAUAGGAAAUUAUAUGAUCUAACAGGCAAAUAAAAGGGGAACUUGAAUGAAAAAAGACACUGAUGACCUGAUGCCAAAAAGCAGCUGGUGCAAUGCAACCCUCUAUUACAAUUCCUGUUACUAUCGAAAAUCUGCUGAUGCCAGAUGGUUAAGACUGGUCGGCCGAUGUAUAUCAUGAUUGUAGAAAACUGUUGGAUUUCAACUACUGAGCAAGAAGUAGACAUCUUGCAUUAUUUACUACCCUAA